This is a messenger RNA of Schistosoma margrebowiei, 759 nucleotides long. The record is from the annotation of a GenBank genome assembly. Lineage: Eukaryota; Metazoa; Platyhelminthes; Trematoda; Strigeidida; Schistosomatidae.
AUGCCUAACAUUUGCUCAGCCUGCCCGAAGAAAUUCACUCUUCCAGAAACUGGUUCUGGCAUUUGUCAGUCGUGUAAUGAAUUUUAUUGUUCAGACUGUUCUUCAACUGGUCCAGAUCGUACAACUUUAUGCAACCGGUGCAGAGUUUUACAGUCAAAUCAAGCUAACUGGGAUUCAGUAAUGGGUCUUAAUAUCCGUGAUUUAAAAUGGUUUAUGCGACGUCGUAAUAUACCUUUCGUUGGUCUGAUUGAGAAAGAGCAAUUUGUGGAUGCAGUGCUGAGCAGUCUAGGCAUUACCACCCGAAGUACAAACGCUGAUGACCAUUUGUUUCCAGACUCAACAAAACGUAAUAUUAAACUUGAAGAUUUGAUGUCAGAAGAAUCCAUUGAAAAUCUUUCUGUUCGUCAGAUCAAAGAUCUUUUAGUCUAUAAUUUUGUUGACUUCACUCAUUGUGUUGAAAAAGCUGAACUUAUUGCCAGAGCGAAACAGUUAUGGCGCAAUUACAAACAGCAACAACCACUCAUAUUUGAAGCUCAAGAAGCAAUAGAGUUUGAAGAUUGUCAGAAUGCUGGAACAUCGAGUGAAAAAUGUCCAGCUGAUUUGAAUGAUGAAUGCGGGAUUUGUAUGGAAGCUCCAAUUAAUUGUGUCUUUUUAGAAUGUGGUCAUUUAUUUUCUUGUGUUGAUUGCGGAAGAAAGCUGACUGAAUGCCCACUAUGUAGACAAAGCAUUGUCCGCGUUGUACGUACAUUCCGUGUCUAA